GUUGCGCGCCCCAUUCUGCUGAGCGCUGCCACGUUGAGCCACGGGGCGUUCGAGACGUGGAGAGCGACCGACGGAAAAGCGGCGCGCGAGGAGGGAAUUGCGCAGGCGCAGGCGUUCAUUCGACAUCCAUGUGUCUUGUUCACCAAGCGAUGGUUUGAUAUUUUUCCUCGCGUGCUUCCGCGGGGGGAGAUGAAGCGCAUCUCCCGCGAAUUGUCAACGGAGCUCCACGUUGGCGCCGCGCCGUGGCAAUGCAACGGCGAGACUGAAUGCCCGGCCGAAGUGUUGAAGGUGAAGGACUGGUCCACGCAGGACAAGGCUUACUUGCAGGGUUGUACGAACUGGUCCUACCUGCGUCGGUGCGCCCGCGCGGCGGACUUGGAGCUGGCGAGUGGAACCGCGGGCCUAGAUGUUUUGUGCAGCGAGGUCGUCGGUAUUUUCAGGGCUGGUCAGAUCGCCGAGCUAGGGGGCGAGCUAUUCCGGAUGCACAUGGACCUGCGCCUGGCGCGCCGCCGUUCGCACGCCGCUCUUCAAGCCGUUUUGGCUCACGGCAAAGAUAAGGCCACGCGGGAAAUCGCAAUCGCGGUGGGGACUUCGCGGUGGUUCGAGGAAGCAGAUGCUAAAGAGUUGGCGCGGCUGUGGAAGGGCGACCUCGACGACUUGCGCGAGACCAUUCCCGAGAAAUUUGCGAGGAAGCCGCCGCGCAAGAGGAAGUAG
Molecule: messenger RNA, 714 nt
Organism: Prorocentrum cordatum
Lineage: Eukaryota; Dinophyceae; Prorocentrales; Prorocentraceae
Source: the annotation of a GenBank genome assembly